ACUUUUAUUUUGCCUGUCCGGUGACGUUGCUGUAGGACGGAGUCCCGUCCCGAACAUCAGCGCAAAGCUAAAGGAUCUAAACUAGCGGGCGUGUGUGCCGUACACUUUCUUUCUGUUUCUGUCUCUAUCACACACGCCCAGGAGGAUGAACGAACCAUUUCAUGAAGAGGAUAUAUUGCACUUCAUUUGACUUUUUAAACUUUUUGGGUGUUUUCUGUGCGAUAGUGGCUAAUGUGAUGGUAACGUGGCUCGUCAGCACUGGAGGAUUUCGGGAACUUUUUUUACUCUCAAACAUUUAGCAAAUACAUUGUUAUUUAACCAACAGUUGUCUAAGAUUUUUAUAGCAGUAGAUUUAUUUUCAAAGGCAUUUAAGUUGUCAGAUAAGUGACGAUUCACGGGUUACGCAUCUUGCUGAUGUAUUUACGAUCCGUUUACUGUACCGUAUAAUACAUUAAAAUAAAUCGUCAAACGUAUUAUCCUACUUAUAAUUAUAUAAGUAACGUUAGUGUAAUAGCACAACUACUCAUUUAAUCCGUUCUUUUUCUAUUAAAUACGGUUAAAUUCGGGAAGACACAGGGACUGCCCAGAACCAGUCAUCUGUGGUGUUUUGCAUUAUAAAUGUCGACAAAUUUUCCGUGUGACGUUUGUUAAAAGUCCUUGUUUGCGCGCGUGGCAGAUUUAAAUCCUUUAAAUCGCAUUAUCUUUCGUUGUCUUGUUGGUUAAAGGCAGAUUUACGACCCUCUGUCCACCAUUCUUGUGUGUGACCCACCGCCCCAAGUUUCAUUUUUGCGUGUUUGUGAAAGUGUUUUGUUGGUCAACACUAGGCGGGAAGUGUCGUUAGUGUCUCGGGAUGCGGAAGGGAAAGGUGUCGAGUCUUGGGUAAACAUGUUUAAGGUUUUACAGUAGUAACUGUGACGGUGAUCAUGUCGUCUGUGGAGGAGGGUGUUUUCUCCUGGGUGGAUAACUGGCAGUGGCUCUGUAUGGUCACUUUGUUUCUGGCCUCUGUUGUCACUUUGAUUGUAUACUUGGUGCAGUAUUUUUCCAUCGGACGUUCUGUGAAGAGGACAUCAAGUCAUGUGGAUUUGGAGGAAGCUGAUGGGAUUUUAUCUUGGGUCUUGUCACUGAAAAGCUGGAAGGGACAAUGGAGAAAAGCCUGGUUUAGAAGCCUCAAUAAAGAAGCUAGGUCAUCACAGAGCGGGAUUCAGUUGACCUUUGAAGAGGAUGAUGUCCAGUCAUCCGAACUGGCCAUUGGCCAAAUUUCAAGCUUUACAAAAACACGCGGUCAAAAGAAUGUCCAAUGUCAUGUGGCUGGAAACAAGUUGCAGUUUUCUCUGACUGCUUUACCAAGCUCAACAUCUUCAGAAAUGCCCCUGAGAUACAAUGUGACAAUAUCUCCACUUCGUCUGCAGCUGGCCCUACAGAUGAAGGAGGUGAACGGGGAGGUAGAGAUUUCCUGGGGGCUGCAAAACCUAGACUCUGUAGAUGUGCAGCUCACACCAAGUUUUACCCAGGGAAAUUAUGGGUGUCUAAGUGAAGCCGCAGUGAAGAACAAGCUGAGACAGAUCUUGUGUGCAACUUGUCCAUCAGUUACUCUAAGCAGCAAGCCUGCAGAAGUCAAGCAGGAAGUAAGGAACAAGACCUCACAGGUGACCUCACCCCCGAAGCCCCCUCGAGCCCAUGAAUGGAAACUGUUAGUGAAGAACAUCCAGGUCACAUGUAAACAGGAGGAUGGUGCCGCAGGCGGCAUAAAUCCUCAGUGUCUUCUCCAAUUGGACGAUCCUCCUCAAAACUUCACCACUGAAGUCUUGACUAACACAUCCACCCCGGCAUGGGACCAGCCCUUCAUUUUUGAGCUUAGCGGCCGCUCAAAGGAGCUGAACAUCCAAGUCGUGGAUAACGGCAAACCUCGAGAGAGUGGAUUGUUGGGACAGGUAUCUGUGCCUUUUGAUCUGGUAAAGAAACAUCCCAAAGGUCAACAGACCUUUUCACUCAUGACCAAAGAUCAAGUGACCGGCUCACUAACUACUGAGUUUACAUACCUGGAGCCCAGCGAGGUGCGUAGCUGGCAGCCACCCACGCCGGCCCCGGCUAAGAGAGUGGAGAUGGACCGCACUGUGAUGCCCUGUGGCACCGUUGUUACCACGGUCACUGCUGUGAGGAGCAAACCGGGGCGACCUUUACCACCUGUUACAGAAUCCAAAUCUCCCUUAAAAAGCAAGCUGGCAGAGAGAAGGGUGUCAGAGCAGACUUCAUUACUUGGAGCCAAAGUUAGCAAAGCCCUGUCAUCUUCUGAUACAGAGUUAUUGAUGCUAAAUGGAAGUGACCCCGUUGCUGAGGCUGCCAUCAGACAGCUACAUGAGUCGGCCAAACAGAAGCUCAAAUCUCCCGUCAAGAAAAGUACCAUUAUCAUCUCUGGAGUGACUAAGACCCCUGUAACACCGGAUGAUGAGAUGGUUAUGAUGGCAGGAUAUGCAGCUGCAAUGGAUGCCUCCAUGUCUGGAGCUUCUGAGGUCUUCAGCAGUGAAACGGUUCCCUCGGAUGCAGCAGCAGAACCCAGCGUUCUCGAACAUCCAGAAUCCGUGGUGGGCACAAACGGCACGGACCACGUGGGAGACUGGGAGAGCCAGACCGGAGAGUACCCAGAUGCGGAUAAAACCUCUCUCUCCUACUGUCCCUCGGAAACUGGUUCCAAAAAAGGAAAAGGCAGCUUCUUGCACAAGAGUGCCAAGCUAUUCUUCAGACGGCGACAUCAGCGGAAGGAGCCGGGUAUGAGUCAGUCCCAUAAUGACCUGCAGUACCUGGAGAACCCUGAGGCUGCCAUGGUGGGCGACAGGGAGACGAGAACGGCCACGUUCAGACGCAUUAUCAACCGCAAGCUUCUGCCCAAGAGCAAGAGCAAACCCAAUGGCACCAUGAGAGAACCCAAUACGUGAGCUCAGCUCAGGCACGGUUCCUACGCGUUCUUCUGCUCCUAAACUAACAGCUUACCUCAUUUCCUUAAUCUCUUUGUCCGUGCUCAUUUCCAUAAUGAUCUUGGUCGCAUCUGCCAAAACCACUGCGUGCCAACAAUCACCCUCUCAUUGCCCAAUGACCCCAACCAUUUCAGAAAAUGCUUCCUUCUGCCUACCAACAUUCCUUUUCUCCAGAAUUCACAGAAUUUUGAUAUUCAGACCCCUCAACUUCUGGAUCAACUCUAUGAACUUAGUCAAUUUCAAGCUGUGCUAGAUGUCUCUUUGCAGAGAAAGGGAAAAAGAUAUUGUUUUGCUUGUCAAUCAAACUGUACCCUUUAUUUUUGAACUAACUAAUGUGUGUAUAUGCAAGAAAGUAUACAGAACUGCGUUCGAUUAUGCACUGACUGUUCUGUCAUCGCUCAAAUAGACUUAUUUAACCUUAUGCAAACUGUGAUCGCCAUGCAAAAGAUACUUUGCUUCUGUGGCCUUCUAACCAAAGCGGGAUAUAAGGACAAUGCUCCUUUGCAUUCUGCCUACAUUUAAGCUUUUUCGAAACACUCUGGAGACCAGUGAGAUACCAUUUAUUGGUUUGCACUUCUUCAAAUGCUCAGAAUUCAUGUGCACUGUGCAGUGAAUUCAGAUUCAUCAUGAUAGAAAUUUUCUGAAUUAGCUUGCAUUGACGUGAAUUGAAUUUGAGAUGUUGAACUCCGUCAAAGGAAAAGAAGUCUGUUUAACUGUUUUCAUAACAUUAUUUGACCAAUUUUUGACUUUGCAUACAGAAGUCAUCUUUUAUUUUCCAGUAGCUUUAAUAGCCGUCUUUAAGUGUGUGAAUUUUUAAAAGAUUUUGAAAUGGCUGUUCUCUGAUAUUUUAUUUUAAUUUUUUUGUUUGGUUCCCUGUUAACCUUUUAUUUUUUUAUAUGCAACAGCAAUAUACAUUAUUUGGUUUAUUUUUUAUUUUAGGUAUUUUCCCUUUUGAUUCAAUUAUUUUGAUAAACAUGAUUUUGUCAUUUCACAACUGUGCAACACAAUUACAAUUUUGUGUGAAUUUUACCAAAGGAUCUUUAACACUAAGUUUAUAUUUUCAUACAGAAAGAUCAGCUUGUGUCUCUUGACACCUUAGCUGUUAUUUUCCCAGAUUGCUUAUUAUGUUUAGUAAUGUUGGCAGUGAAUGCAAACCGGUUUAAAUACUGGACCUCAACUGUUGAUCCUCUGCCAAGAACUGCAGAGGUUGGGAGUUUUAUAACAAACUCUGCUGGACGUUUACUUGAACUUAAGUCACGCGUGUAAAAGAAACAUGAAUGCCUGUUCAACCUGAAUGUCGCAGUCUUGCCGAUCAUUCCGUGCUGUGGGAGGACUACAAUAUGUUAUGUUGGGUGAAGUUUUAAAAUGUUGUCUAUGUUGCGUCCAUGUUGUUUUUGUGUGUUGCCAUG
Misgurnus anguillicaudatus (oriental weatherfish) is the source of this 4381-nucleotide messenger RNA. NCBI's taxonomy places the organism in Eukaryota, Metazoa, Chordata, Actinopteri, Cypriniformes, Cobitidae. The record is from RefSeq and is a predicted model, not a curated record.